UAUAGCGAGUGUGGUUCUAAAUCAACGGCCAUAGUAACCUCAGUAAACUGAGCGCCCUGUCAGCUGCUCAGUACACUUAUUAUACACAAACUCGUCGUUUAAUUCUUGUUUUUUUUUUUCGCCUUCAAAUUGGUGGAAAUGUUCAACAGUCUUCUCAGGGACUUUGACGAGGACCCGUUCUUCUCGGAUCCUUUCCGGGCUCACAAUGAGCAUAUGCGCCACAUGAUGCGGAGUUUCUCAGAGCCGUUUGGUGGGCACUUCAUGCCCAGUAUAACGGAUGGGAGAGACCGUGGGCGCAGGAUGCCAGGACAGCCCGGCACAGCCCUGGCACUGAGAGAUGAGCACAGGGGAAUGAGCCAGUCUUUGUCACCUUUUGGCAGUGGUGACAUGACGAACAUGGACGUGAGGAACCCCUUCAGCAUGUUCGACAGCAUGGCGAUGAACAUGAGGAGCAGAAUGGAGGACAUGCACAAAAACUUUGAGAACAUGGCUCCAGGUUCAAACACCCACUCAUUCAGCUCCUCGUCAGUUAUGACCUACUCCAAGGUCGGAAAUGAGCCUCCCAAGGUGUUCCAGGCGUCCUCACAGACACGCCGUGCCCCUGGAGGGAUCAAAGAGACUCGACGGGCACUGAGGGACUCUGAGAGCGGCCUGGAGAAGAUGUCCAUUGGUCACCACAUCCAGGACAGAGGACAUGUUGUGGAGAAGAAACAAAACAAGAAGACAGGAGAGAGAGAGUUCAUCCAAGACUUCCAAAAUAUGGAUGAAUCUGAAGCACAGUCUUUUGACGAAGAGUGGCAGCGUGAGGUAUCCAAGUUUCAGCCAUCUGCCCCCAUGUCUCGCCUGGAGGCGCCCAAACCCCGCGCUGCACACCGAGCAGCCCUCACCGGCCCUGAGCAGGCUCACAGGGAAAAAACAAAACCAAAGCCGAAGCCUGAGGGGAAAAAGCAGGCUCACUUCAACGACCUCGACGUGAAAGGCUCAGGCAUGACAAAGCAUUGAAAACAUCUGUCUGCCUCUGUGCUAAUAAAACUCUUUCAGGCAGUGUACACUCUGGUGCUUCAAAUAUACUCUGUACACGAGUCUCCUCAGCCAGCUACACAGUCACCGAAGGCAGCAGCCCUGCUUCUGAAACGCUGAGCUGUAUCAGUACCAACAGUAGCUUACAGAACAACAUGUAGACAGGCACACACAGUCCUUACUUUCUCACACCUCACACACCUGAGCCAGGAAACUAAAAAGGUCAGUAGAACUUCUGUGGAUGUAGUGAUAAUGAAACACAUACACAUAAGCGUUAAGGCUGUUCACAUCUAGAAUGUUAACUAUAAACUGUAACAACACAUUUUUUUCCCAACAUAGAAUAUCAACAAUAUUAACAUAGUCCUCUUAUUGUAGUUACGUUUAUGUUACUGUUCUAGAUGUGUAUGUGUCUUCAAAGAAAUAAGCUUACAUAUAACUAUGGAUUAUAGAUAUUGUUUUAAUAUAAUCAUAUGGUAGCAGAGUGCUGUACUUCAGCAGCAUAUCAUACAGGCUUUUGCUUCACAUUAAUAGCUUACCCCUAGAGUCCUAAUUAGUCCUAAUGCUUGAAUCUGAUUCUCACAUGCCGUUCCCACACAUUAGCGAUUGCAUUAAGACACAAACUGUAGUGAUUCACUGAAUGACUUAUUUGAAGUACGCUAGUGCACUUACACCAUGUAUGAAUUGUCUGUUUGUAAUUAUACUGUGCAGAACCUGAUGUUCUGCACAUUUGUAUUUUAUCUGCUGUAAUCUUUGUAAAAAGAAAAUGAACGAUACCCUUCUCUUUUUAUAUUGUUCCUUACCUUACCUGAUGAAAUCAAUGCUGCAUAGCACAAACUCUGGAAAACAUCUGGAUUGCUCUCGAUGUCCGUUGCCUUCUCACUCUUGUAUAUUGUUUCAAGAUUUAAACUCAAGUUCUGUGUUAUUGCAUAUCUGAAAAUAAAAAUGUGAAAAUUUGAUAAAUCA
Molecule: messenger RNA, 1983 nt
Organism: Myripristis murdjan (pinecone soldierfish)
Lineage: Eukaryota; Metazoa; Chordata; Actinopteri; Holocentriformes; Holocentridae
Gene: mlf1
Product: myeloid leukemia factor 1
Exons: 8
Coding region: 139-1002 (287 amino acids)
Source: RefSeq, a predicted model, not a curated record